Messenger RNA from Caenorhabditis elegans, 1095 nucleotides. RefSeq names its product Putative G-protein coupled receptor B0244.7. NCBI's taxonomy places the organism in Eukaryota, Metazoa, Nematoda, Chromadorea, Rhabditida, Rhabditidae. The coding region runs from base 1 to 1095 and encodes 364 amino acids. The transcript is spliced from 8 exons. Gene Ontology annotation, cellular component: membrane; plasma membrane. The record is from RefSeq and is marked reviewed.
AUGUUAAUCCCUUCUCCGGAUCCAUUUGCCAGCUGUCCCGGAUACUAUCUUCCAGAUUUCGAACCCUUCAAAGCUUGUACAAAUAUUUCUAAUUUCUGCAAUCAUGCUAGAGAUGUUUAUAAUAUCGAAAUGCUCCUGAGAUGGGCAAUUUUUAUAAUUCCAUGUUGCAUGUCAUUUUUUGCAUUAUUUCUUAAUAUUUAUAUAUUUUAUGUGCUUAUCCCUAACUUAAGGAAAAUGAAUGGCAGAUCAAAAAAGAAAUACAUAUUCAUAUUAAGUCGUGCUGUUUCUGCAUCAAUGUCUAUCCUGGCAAUAUUUCUACUUCCAGUUAUUAUAUUUUUGACUCAUUUCAAUUUUUGGGUUAUUGCUCUGUUCAUUAUAUUUGAAAUGCUAAGCUUUUUAUCAUUUAUCGGUGGAAUGGUCGGAACAACACUAACUAUAUAUAUAGCCGUAGUACAUCCAAUGUAUUAUCAACGAGAACUGUCACUUCGAAAGUGUGUUCUAUUAAUUUUAUUAUUGUGGGUUUCAGCGAUUACAGUGGCGAUUAGCUGUGGAAUUGUUGAAGCAGCAUUUAUUGGGAGAAACUCACCGUUUUCCUGUGAUUAUGGAAACUGUGCAGGGCCAGUUCUCAUUUUUGGAAUAGUCUGUAUUGCAACUGCUUUUUCAAUAUGUCUUGUCAUUCAAUUAUAUGUUAUCAUAUCACUAUGGAAAUUGGGAAUACAAUCAACAAAACGAGGUGAUUACUCGAGUACUUCGAAAGCUCUAACUGGAGUUAAACGAAAACUUUUCGCCGGAUUUUUUGUCUUUGCGACUAUGGCAAUUUUUGAGAUAGCAUCUGCUAUAAUUUUAGUAAGAAGUGUUAGUGAACAGACUCAAGAUUUGGACGCCUGUGAUAAGCUUUCCGCCAGUACGUCUCGCCUUCAAUUUGUUAUUUCUUGCGUCGUUUUGACACUUUUAUGGACAAUCGGUUUGUUUUUCGAUCCUAUCUUCACUCUUAUAUUUGACCCAUUAUUUACGGACACAGUAACCCGACACUACUCAAUGAUGCAAUCAAGAAUGUCACGAAGACGACGAGUGUCUGUUAUCAGUGAUGAUUAA